AUGAUUCCCCCGUCCUGGCGCUUCUACAGCCCCGAGGGUGCCCUAACGCCAGGAGGCCCUCAUAAAUGGGCAGUGAUCGAUUGGGAACUACGGCGAUGGUUCCAGGUAACUGGCCCUGCUGAAGCCCUCCCUGAUGAAGAAGAUGCAAUUAAGGUUGUUGAACAGCAUGCAGAUGCAGUUGGUGCUGACAUACAUACCUUAGAGGUGUCUGCUAAUGGAGAGCUGAUUGGGGUCUCUACUGAGGAUCCAACAUGGGAGCUCAGGUAUCCAGAUUACCCAGGGCCUCUGACCGACCAGGAGAUUGCAUACAGGUCACAGCUCACUGAGAGAGAGAGACUUCAUCUGUGUACAGACCUUGUGGAAUACAAAGGUUGUGAUGGGAACAGUGAGAUUGUUGCUUUCAAAUACACAAUCUAUCAACAACGGGUCGAAUACAUAUGGAGGGAGCUACACACUCUCAAAGCGCUCCGUGACCACGAAUCAUUUGUCACAUUCCGUCGCGUGGUUCUUGACGAUGUAUCUAAAAAGAUACUUGGUUUUACCUUGCAGUAUAUCCCAGGCGGUACCCUUGAAGACUACCGGGAAAACCACCGUGAAGGCCCCUGUGAUCGCCCUUUCUACUUCUCUUGGCUUAAACAGCUUACAGAUGCAAUUGACGAUCUAAACCUUGGGUUUGGAGUUAUGCAUCAAGAUAUAGCCCCUCGAAACAUACUAUUCGAGCCUACUACCAAAGGUUUGAAAAUUUUUGAUUUCGACAGAUCAUGUUUGAUUGGAGCGGAGGAUCAAGAAGAGAGGCGCAAUGACAUUGAUGGCCUCAUAUUCACUGUCUACGAAACUUUUACCAAAGACGAUCAUUUUAGAGAAGUUCCUUUUGAUGAACAAGAAGUACAGAAAGUCGAAGAUAUGAAAGAAUGGGAUUUAAUUGUUCCCUUAGAAGAAGGAAAAUGCAUUGCGGCGUAUCGGAGCUUCCUGGCAGACUGGGCUGCAGCUCGGAGGACGACUCGGUCCAUCAAGCACCAUUCAGAAGCAAAAUACCCAGCUUCCGUACCUCCGUAUCCGGAGCUUGUUCCUUUCAUAAAAGCGACGAGAUUUGGGCCCUUGAAAAUUCUGCGUCGACGACGGGCAGACGUGUUGAAGUGCGGGGAGUAUGCGACUUGUUGGGAGAGGCCUUCUAUAAAGGGAUAA
Messenger RNA from Ophidiomyces ophidiicola, 1185 nucleotides. RefSeq lists its product as uncharacterized. Gene Ontology annotation, molecular function: protein kinase activity; ATP binding. Bases 1 to 1185 code for a protein of 394 amino acids. The record is from RefSeq and is a predicted model, not a curated record. NCBI's taxonomy places the organism in Eukaryota, Fungi, Ascomycota, Eurotiomycetes, Onygenales, Onygenaceae. The transcript has a single exon. Gene Ontology annotation, biological process: protein phosphorylation.